Molecule: messenger RNA, 786 nt
Organism: Triticum turgidum subsp. durum (durum wheat)
Lineage: Eukaryota; Viridiplantae; Streptophyta; Magnoliopsida; Poales; Poaceae
Source: the annotation of a GenBank genome assembly
AUGACCCACUCCUCCUCCUUCCUCCUCCCGUCCCCGCCUCAUCCCCCGGCCGACGCAACCGACGCCGAGAACGCGGUCUCCUACGCCGUCGUCGUCCUCAACCAGCGCCUCCCGCGCUUCGCGCCCCUGCUCUGGACCCGAGCGCAGCUGCGGGUGUGCGCGGACGGCGGCGCCAACCGGGUCUUCGACGGCAUGCCGGAGCUGCUCCCGGCCGAGGACCCCGACGAGGUCCGCCUCAGGUACAAGCCCGACGCAAUCGAAGGAGAUAUGGAUUCUGUAAGGCCAGAAGUGAAGGAAUACUAUUCCAGUUUGGGUACCCAAAUAAUCGAUGAUUCACAUGAUCAGGACACCACAGACUUGAACAAGUGCAUAUCGUUCAUCACCAAAAAUCCGCCUGGGCCAGACAAUUCUAAUCUUUGCAUUCUUGUUCUUGGUGCGCUUGGAGGAAGGUUCGAUCACGAGAUGGGGAACAUCAACGUACUGUAUCGCUUCUCAAACACCAGGAUCAUCCUCCUGUCAGACGACUCCUCGAUCUUCCUGCUCCCAAGGACGCACAGUCACGAGAUCCGCAUCGAGCGGUCGAUCGAGGGUCCUCAUUGCGGGCUGAUCCCCAUGGGUGCGCCAUCAAACAGCAGCACCACCACCGGUCUGCGAUGGAACCUAGAUAGUACCAGCAUGAAGUAUGGUGGAUUAAUGAGCACAUCAAACAUUGUGGAGGACGAGAUUGUAACGGUCACUUCGGAUUCUGAUUUGAUUUGGACAAUAUCUCUUCGGAAACACGCUUAA